Molecule: messenger RNA, 1083 nt
Organism: Umbelopsis ramanniana AG
Lineage: Eukaryota; Fungi; Mucoromycota; Umbelopsidomycetes; Umbelopsidales; Umbelopsidaceae
Exons: 3
Coding region: 145-786 (213 amino acids)
Source: RefSeq, a predicted model, not a curated record
GCCAGCAUAAGUAUUAUGAGUUAAUACCAUGUUUGGUCAAUCAGAACAUGCUUCUAGACUUUUAGCGGCGUAGCAACUCCUUGUCUCGUUCCCAAAAUCCGAACAAAAGCUCCACAGUUUGCGUUUUAUUCUCAUCUUCAGAUCAUGAGUAAUGUCAGCUCUCAAAAUGAGCCCCGUAUGUCUCAAAUACUUCCCACUGUCAAGUGCUCUGACUGUGGACGUCAAGUUGAAUUGAGAAAACUUGCCAUACACUUGUGUUCUAGUGUUCCUCCUGUCCCAUCCUUUCCUAAUACCAGAGGCGUGCCGGCUGCCAAUCCACCACCACCACUUGACAAUCGAGAUUACAAACCGAAGCCUGCACCUGUCGAUAGGUAUGCUCCGAAAAAUAACUAUGAAGGCUAUGGUUCUUACGACACACGACCGACCCCCGAUCGAAAACCUGAAGCGUACCUGGCUCCAGAUAGAGCGCGCCCACAUGACGUCCAGUCGGCCCCACGCUCACCACGAAAACCUGCCGCAAAUGAUUACUACUAUGGUCCAGAAAGCAACACGAAAAAUCCUCCAAGGGAAAGGGAGGAUCAGAGGGACUACUAUAACGGCGGUAUUCGUAAAAAUAGCACUUCUCCUUCCCCUGCUCAUCGCCAAGUGCCGGCAUACGACCCAGAACCCACUCGCUCACCUGAUAACUACGGAGCCUCACAUCAACAGAAGAGAAGCGAAGAUCCGUAUGGGAAAAAGGAUGAUUCCUCUUACACAGCUCAUGGCUGGUUCGAUGACGGUAAGUAAUAGUGGGUGGCAUGGCAUGGCAUAGGGAUCGUUGAUACAUAUAAGGCAAGUUCAUUAAAGUUUUUUGGCUUACCUUACGUACAACAGAGGAUUAUGAAGAUAUUUACAACCCCACUAGCGAUAGCGGUGGUGCGUUGGAUUCUUUGGUGAAUGACUUAAUGUCGAAAAUGUCGACAGAGGACCAAAAACCGGCGCCCAAGGCUGUUCAACCAAACACUCCACUACCUGUUGCAAAUAGUUGUUCGGCGUGCGGCAAGGGGAUUUCGCGUAGUGAACAAGUGGUGAACAUGGAAAGUC